UUUGAAUAGAAUCAUCGAAUUUCAUGAAAACUUCAGCGUUUUGCUGUAGCAGGUGUGUUACUUCCUCUCUGCCAUGGAUAUCUCCACUUAAGCUUAGGAAAGCUGCCGAACGUAAACCAGAUCCUCCUCCUGAAAUCGGUGUUGCUUCAAACGAAGAAGCUCGGAGGAAGCACAAAUAUCUCUCUCAUGAAUCUGCCAUCAACUUGAUCAAACGAGAGAAAGAUCCACAGCAUGCAUUGAAGAUAUUCAACAUGGUAGCGGAACAAAAGGGUUUUAAUCACAAUAGUGCUACUUAUGGAACGAUUCUCCAGAAGCUUGCUCAGUCGAAGAAGUUUCAAGCCGUUGAUCGAGUUCUGCAUCAAAUGACCUAUGAGACUUGCGAAUUUCAUGAGGGUAUAUUUAUUAACCUAAUGAAGCAUUUUUCGAAAUCAUGUCUUCAUGAAAAAGUGCUUGAGACGUUUUUCUCCAUUCAGUCAAUUGUUCGUGAAAAGCCCUCUCCCAAAGCAAUCAGCACUUGUCUCAAUCUCUUGGUUGAUUCGAACCAGGUUGAUUUGGCACGAGAGUUGCUCUUGCAUGCUAAGAGGAGUCUAACACGCAAGCCAAAUGUGUGCAUUUUCAAUAUCUUGGUGAAAUACCACUGCAAAAAUGGGGAUAUUGAUUCUGCUUUUGAAGUUGUUGAAGAAAUGAAGAACUCCAAGUUGUCCUACCCUAAUUUAGUUACAUACUCAACCCUGAUGGAUGGACUAUGUCAAAAGGGAAGACUCAGAGAAGCUUUUGAGCUUUUUGAGGAAAUGGUCUCAAAGGAUAAGAUCGUGCCUGAUCCCCUUACUUACAAUGUUUUGAUCAAUGGAUUUUGCCGUGGAGGUAAACCUGAUCGUGCUAGGAAUGUGAUUGAAUUUAUGAAAAAUAAUGGAUGCCCUCCAAAUGUAUUUAAUUACUCAGCCUUGGUGAAUGGCUUAUGUAAAGUGGGGAAAUUGCAAGAUGCAAAAGGGGUUUUUAUUGAGAUGAAGAGCUCUGGUUUGAAACCUGAUACAGUUUGCUACACUGCUUUGAUCAAUUUCUUGUGUAGGAAUGGGAAAAUUGGUGAAGCUAUAGAGUUGCUUAAAGAAAUGAAGGAAAAUGAAUGCCGGGCCGAUACUGUUACAUUUAAUGUGAUUCUUGGAGGCCUUUGCAGAGAAGGUAGAUUUGAGGAGGCUCUGGAUAUGCUCGAGAAACUCCCUUAUCAGGGUGUCUAUUUGAACAAAGGUAGUUACAGGAUUGUUCUAAAUUCGUUAAUCCAAAAGGGUGAGUUGAAAAAGGCAAAGAAAUUAUUGGGGCUAAUGCUAGGUAGGGGGUUUCUACCCCAUUAUGCUACCUCAAAUGAACUAUUGGUUAAUUUUUGUAAGGAAGGCAUGGCUGAUGAUGCUGCUAUGGCACUGUUUGACUUGGUGGAGAUGGGGUUCCAGCCGGGACUUGAUUCUUGGGAACUUUUGAUUGAAUUAAUUUGCAGAGACAGAAAAUUAUUGUAUGUUUUUGAGCUGCUUGAUGAAUUAGUGAUAAAAAAUUCUUGAUAUUUACAUUGUGAAAUGAGUAAAUGGGUUUCAGAAGCAAUUGCUGCUUAGAAUCCCUUCCUCACUUGUAUAGAAGUGUAUUCAGAAAAAACAGCAAUGCGAUUGAUGAAUUACAAAUGUGGCAUUCUCCAUCAACAAUUCCAAGAGGAAAUUUCAUGUAUCAAUUUCAACCUUGGUUUUGUCUCUCUUCAUUUUCAAGCUAGCACUUCCC
Gastrolobium bilobum is the source of this 1761-nucleotide messenger RNA. Its product is annotated as pentatricopeptide repeat-containing protein At5g18475. The record is from RefSeq and is a predicted model, not a curated record. NCBI's taxonomy places the organism in Eukaryota, Viridiplantae, Streptophyta, Magnoliopsida, Fabales, Fabaceae. Gene Ontology annotation, molecular function: protein binding. The transcript has a single exon. The coding region runs from base 24 to 1550 and encodes 508 amino acids.